AUUAGCUCAAUUGAAGGAGGAGCUAGUUCCACUGAUUGGUGUACCGCCUACUGGUUUUAGAGUGUAUGAAAUCAGAGAUAAUAAUAAAGAACAUGAGCUGGAGAGACUGGAUGAGAUAUUAAAAUCUGGAUCAAAGUUGAUAAUAAGACUGGGUAGAGCAUCUAGAAGAGGAGAGUACAGAAUUAAAUUAUAUUUAUUACAAGUUAACAAUACAGAGUUUUGUAAUUUUAUGAUGGAGUCUAUUGUUGCUAAGGCUAAACCAGUGAGAGAAUUUAAGAAACAAAUUAUUGAAGAAGCAAAAGUACAAGGAAUUGACUGUGUCCUUGAAUUAGACAAAAUGAGAUUACGUAAGAAGAGAGGAGUGUUGCCUCGUUCAGCAUAUCUUGAUGGUGACUAGAUUAAUACUAGUAAUGAAAUGUAUGUGGAACAAUUGAAAGGACCAGAGAAGCAUGAAGCACAGAUACAGGUGUAUGUUAUAAGAUGGCGUCCAUCACAAUGUUCAGUUGAUCCAAUAGAAGAAAUUAUACUGGAUAAUGAUGAUCCUAAACAUGCUAUUGAAAAGCUUUCAGAGUUAAGUGGAGUUCCUGUUGAGUAUAUCUCUUAUACACAGGGAAGAUUAUUUCCAGUUCAGAUAUCAUGUCUUGAUAUUGAGAAUAAGUUAGAAUGGUACAUCACUUCAGACAGACUAUACUCAUUAGGACUAUAUGGUGAUGGAGAUGUCAUAUAUUACAAAGACAAUAGAGAGAGAAUGAAAGAGUUAACAGAUAAAGAGAGAUCAGAAAUACAAGAGGCAGAGGAAGCAAGGUCAGUAAACCUCAUGUUUCAUCAUGUACAUGUACUAUCAGUUAAUUAA
This is a messenger RNA of Amphimedon queenslandica, 853 nucleotides long. RefSeq names its product ubiquitin carboxyl-terminal hydrolase 47-like. NCBI's taxonomy places the organism in Eukaryota, Metazoa, Porifera, Demospongiae, Haplosclerida, Niphatidae. The record is from RefSeq and is a predicted model, not a curated record. The transcript is spliced from 8 exons. Bases 416 to 853 code for a protein of 145 amino acids.